Plectropomus leopardus (leopard coralgrouper) is the source of this 2845-nucleotide messenger RNA. Lineage: Eukaryota; Metazoa; Chordata; Actinopteri; Perciformes; Serranidae. The record is from RefSeq and is a predicted model, not a curated record.
GGUUGUUAUUGAUCACAGGUAUCAGCUGACCUCAGUGUCUCCUCCUGUCUCCUCGUCAGGUGCCAUCAUGGGACGCUCAGACACUCAGAAGUGCGUCCACUUCAACUACAGCCCUUCCUCCUCGUCCUCCUCGUCCUCCUCCUCAUCGCCUUUGGGGAGUCGGGGGAACCUGAGCGGCGUGGUCACCUGCUCAGGAGAGAAGGAUAAGAGGCUUCACUGCUUCGCCACCUGGAAGAAUGUUUCUGGAGCCGUUCAGGUGGUCAAACAGGGCUGCUGGCUCGACGACGUCAACUGCUAUGACAGGAUGGAGUGUGUGGAGAAGAAGGAUGCUCCUGAAGUCUUCUUCUGCUGCUGUGAAGGAAGUUUGUGUAACGACAAGUUCUUCUACAUCCCCGACAGCAACCUGCCGCCAACACCAGCAACACCAGUGAAGACAACGCUGCUGACCACUCUGAUGUACUCGCUGGUUCCCAUCAUGGCCGUCACUGCCAUCAUGCUCUUCUCCUUCUGGAUGUACCGACACCACAAACUGGCCUACCCACCUGUCCUGGUGCCUACACAGCACGCCUUUCACAUCAUGAUCGAGGACCCUGGUCCAAUGCCCCGCGCUCCGGUUCUGGGUCAGAAGCCGCUGCAGUUACUGGAAGUCAAAGCCAGGGGGCGCUUCGGCUGCGUGUGGAAGGCUCAGCUGCUCAGUGAACACGUGGCUGUCAAGAUCUUCCCCGUCCAGCACAAGCAGUCGUGGCAGAACGAGUAUGAGAUCUUCAGUCUGAGCGGGAUGAGACACGAGAACCUGCUGCACUUCAUCGCAGGAGAAAAGAGAGGAAGUCACCCGGAGCUGGAGCUGUGGCUCAUCACCGCCUACCAUGAGAAGGGUUCUCUAACAGACUACCUGAAGGCCAACGUCCUCUCCUGGUCUGAGCUGUGUCUUAUCGCUCAGUCCAUGUCCCGAGGUCUCGCCUACCUGCACGAGGACAUACCUGGACACAAGGACGGACACAAGCCUGCUAUUGCACACAGGGACUUUAAGAGUAAGAAUGUGCUGCUGAAGUCGAAUCUGACCGCCUGCAUCGCCGACUUCGGCCUUGCUCUCAGAUUCGAGGCGGGAAAAUCUCCUGGAGACACACACGGACAGGUGGGGACCCGCAGGUACAUGGCCCCGGAGGUCCUGGAGGGGGCCAUAAACUUCCAGAGAGAUGCCUUCCUGCGGAUCGACAUGUAUGCUGUGGGUCUAGUCCUGUGGGAGCUCGCUUCACGCUGCAAAGCUGCUGACGGUCCGGUGGACGAGUACAUGCUGCCAUUUGAGGAGGAGGUGGGGCAGCAUCCGUCCCUGGAGGACAUGCAGGAGGUCGUCGUCCACAAGAAGCUGAGACCGACGCUCAGAGAGUGCUGGCAGAAACACCCUGGUCUGGCUGUCCUCUGUGAGACCAUUGAGGAGUGCUGGGAUCACGAGGCGGAGGCUCGUCUGUCAGCCGGCUGUGUGGAGGAGCGCAUCGUUCAGAUGCAGCGCCAAACAAGCGUUACGGCGCCCGAGGAGAUCGUUACAAUUGUUACCAUGGUAACCAACGUGGACUACCCACCUAAAGAGUCGAGCCUAUGAUGAGGCCCAGGACCAAUCAGGACGGAGCAGGGACUCCCUCAGCGAGCCGCUUCGUGCUCUGAUGUCAGACAGUCAGGUGACCCGCCGGGCACUCAGGUGACGUCUGGCUGCAGGUGAGCCUGAGACUGAUGAGGACAGAACGGAGGUAAGCGACACACUGACCUCCAGCCUCUGACACCAGUUCCUGUUUUGUACAACAAAAUAAAAGACUUCCUCAGAGUUUUUUACGAUGAAAUGAUGUUCGAGGAUCAAAGUGUUUCGAGACAGGCUGUUUUUCUCUGAGUGACAGAAAACAACAAACAGCUGCUGAACGUCUCUGACCCUGCUCCACAUCGACGCUCCCAGCAUCGUCCUCAGUACUGUUAUUGUUAUUGUUAUUAUUAUAAUUAUUGUUAUUGUUAUUAUAGCUGCAGACUUUUUUACACUCAGAGUUUUGUCAUCAGACGGAUUUUCUGUUAGACAUCUGAUCAUUGAAGACAAACCGGUGUUGACUGAUGAAAACUGGAAACAUUUUCUCAUUAAAUCUGUUCUCAUCAGGUCAUAGGUAACAUUUAAAACCACAUUCAGCAUUUUUAUUCCAAAGUCAAAUCUGAACCUUAAAGUCAACAAUAAAUGAGCCCCAACACUUUCAAUAAAAAGUCAAAACACUAAUAAAUAAAUUAAUUGAAGAAACUUCACUGCAGGAACUUGACAAGAAUAACACAAACAGAACAACUACAGUCCACCUUAACAGUCCACAUUAACGGUCCACCUUAACAAUCUACAUUAGCAGUCCACCUUAACAAUCUACAUUAGCAGUCCACCUUAACGGUUCACCUUAAGUCCACCUUAACAAUCUACCUUAACAGUCCACCUUAACAAUCUACCUUAACGGUUCACCUUAACGGUCCACAACAUCUAAAACAUUUGAUAAACAAUGAAUAAACAUUAAAUAAACAUAAGACAAAUAUUGAAAAAAUGUUUGCUGCUGAAGCGAACUGCAUCAUCGAUCUCUGCAGUUUGUCUUUGCUCCAAUAAAAACACUAAUCAAUAAAUGUGAUCUAUACUAAAUCAGUAUCACUGUAAACACAAGAGAACACCAACAAAUGCUUAUUGCUAACAGAUGAGCCGAUCAAUAGACUGAGAGCAAUAAAACCCUACAGAUUAUCAAUCAAUAAAGACGGUUCUUAAUGUAACACCUGUUCAGGCUGACAGUGAAAAUUCAGACCGUUUAAUUUUGUAAGAAUGAUGACAGCGACGUGACAA